AUGGACUCUUUAUGCCAAUGUCGGUUCAAGCUCGUAUAUGUGGAUAAUGAUGGGGUCGCCAGAAAUGCUAUCAUAUUUACGGCAUUCGUGCUGAAAGGUCACGAUUCGCCAUUAAUACAGGUACAAAAAUCGCUAACGCGCACAGUUGAUAUUUUCGUGGACAACAAAUACAUAAACAAAACUUGGGGACUUUUAGGUGUUUACGACGGCAACAAAGAAAAUGACUUGCAGGAUCAGCAAGGCAAAACAUACGACGACUACAACAUCGAAAAUUUCGUGCCAAACCUAAUCCCGCCAGAUAUAUCUAAAGCGUCUAAGCAAGCUCAAUUGCUUUGUGGCGAAUCCUUGGAAUGUUUGUACGAUUUCAUAACCACGGGAAGGACCUAUGACAAUUAA
Messenger RNA from Oppiella nova, 396 nucleotides. The record is from the annotation of a GenBank genome assembly. NCBI's taxonomy places the organism in Eukaryota, Metazoa, Arthropoda, Arachnida, Sarcoptiformes, Oppiidae.